AGCUGUUCCACCAUCGGCUGCCACAGACAGUCCCGGAUACUGCCCAGAUGACAAAUCGUGGUUCAAGUACGGUUCCUACUGCUACCUGUUGAAUGGCAAUGCUUGGGACUCGUGGCCAGAGGCAAACCAUGAGUGUUACCAGCUGGGAGCCUCACUGCUGACUGUGACCAGCCAAGAAGAGAUGAAUUUUAUCAAGAAGAUAGUGCGAACUGAGGAUAUACGUGGACGUAACGUAUGGAUUGGACUUUUAAAGAAACCUGGAGGUGCCUUUGGUUGGUAUGACAAUACAGCGUUAAGCUAUGUGAACUGGGCCACUGGUGAGCCAGCCAAGGAUGAAGACAAGGGCUGUGUGUCCAUUCACCCAGCCAGUGGGAACUGGGAACUGGAACAGUGCUCCUACUCCAGGGGAUAUAUAUGUAAAAUAGCCAAGGUGCCUAUCUCCACCACCCCUGGCCCAUCCUGCAGAUCUGGCUGGUACCUUAGAGAAAACGUGUGCUACAAGGGCUUCUUUGAGUAUGACUCCAACAAGAAAUCAUGGGAGGAGGCUCGCAGUUUCUGCCGUGCAGAAGGCGGAGAUUUGGCUAGUUUCCACAGUGAGGCAGAAAAAAAUUGGUACUUGGAGAAUCUGGGAUAUUACUACAGAUACUCUGUUGGCAAAGAGCCAUCAUGGAUUGGACUUCGCAUUCCUAAAAAUGCUGCAAACAACCAGCACACCUGGUCAGACGGCACAGCGGCAGAUUAUUUCAGCUGGGAGAAGGGACAGCCAGACAACCACAAUGGCAAAGAGAAGUGCGUCAGUAUGAUAUCCAGCACAGGAGAGUGGCGGGACGAUAACUGUGCUGGCGCCAGAAGCUGGGUAUGUAAAGCACCGUAUGGCGCCACACCGCUUCCCAGCACCACCACACCAUCAAGCACUGACCAUGGUGAAUGUGGUAAGAAAUGGAGUCUGUUUGGGGAUAACUGCUAUUUCUUCAGCGAACUUUGGGGCGAUAAUUCGCGCGAGUCCUGGUUCAAGUCGCGUGAGUAUUGCCUGAGCAAUGCUGGUGACCUGGUCAGCAUUCACUCUGAGGCUGAAGCCGAUUUCGUUACGACGCUUGUCAGCAAAAGUCAGCACAUGAAGUUGUGGGUUGGAGCCAGCAAUUUUGACUUUGAGGGAUACAGUUGGACUGAUGGAAGUCCCAUGAACUACAUCAACUGGGCCAAGGGGGAGCCGAACUCUCUGUUUGGUGACCAGCGGUGUGUGGACAUCUACUCGGGGACAGAUGGGAUGUCGGCAGGCACCUUCAAUGAUGAUAACUGUGGAGAUCCCUUGCCAUUCAUCUGUAAGAAGCACAAGUCCAGCAGCACCCCAGGGACAGUGGCCACCACCCCCACCAUCCAGGGCAACUGCCCCAGGGAGUUCCAGGGCAUUGGCAACAGAUGUUACAAAUUUAUGGGAGAAGACCCAUCAGAGAGAAAAAACUGGACCAAUGCUGCAAGAGCCUGUCAAGAUAUGGGAAAGGGGUUCACGCUGGCCAGCAUUACAAACCCUAUGGAGCAAGCUUUUAUAACCAGCCACCUACAAGCCAAAGGGACGGAUUACUGGAUAGGACUCAGUGACUACUACAAACAUCACUUCUUCCGCUGGUUGUCAAAUGAAGAUAUAAUCUAUACUAACUGGGGCAAGAAUCAGCCCACUAACUCUUGGAGCUCUGACGAUGAGCAGUGUGUACAAGUACGAGCAGCCAGGGGCAGCAUAGGAAAGUGGGCAGACUCCAAAUGUUCCGAUGUCGCAGCUUUUAUUUGUCAAACCUGGAAAGAUGCCAAGAUUCCAACCCCUUGGACACCCGCCAGUACUCCCGCCCACCCAUGUAAACCGGGCUAUCGCUCCUUCGACGGCCAGACCUGCUACAAGCUGUACACUGAGCCCAAAAUGUGGACCUACGCCCACCGCCAGUGUACGGAAGACAAGACUCUGUUGGCUUUCGUCCCAGAUGCUCUGGCAGAGGCAAACUUGCAGACUUUCAUGAUUGAGACUCAGGGGCAGCCAGUUUGGCUGGGGUUGAAGGAUUUGGGAUAUCAACGUUUUAUGUGGGUAAACGAGUGGCCUCUCGACUACACCAACUGGGCAGAAAACGAGCCCCGGACGGGCAACGGGGAGGCCUGCGGCGUGAUGAGACCUGACGGGAAGUGGCAGAACUCCGUCUGCCACGACAAGUUCCCGUUUAUCUGCAUGACAACAACAGUACCAGCCCCCACCACGGUCACCCCCAUGCCAGGCUGGUGCCCAGAUGCUCCCGAGGGUCAGCCUUGGCUGGAGUACGGGACGUCCUGCUUCUACUACAACUCCAACGCCUACGAGAACUGGGCCGAGGCAAACUUUGCGUGCUACAAACGAGGGGGGCACCUGGCCUCUUUUGCCAAUCAAGAUGAAAGCGAUUUCAUUUUCGGUCUUUUGGAGAAUGAGGUUGGACCGAGAAAUAUGUGGAUUGGUCUCGUUAGGAGGACUAAUUCAGAUCCCUUUGAAUGGUACGAUGGAUCAACCGUGGACUUCACCCACUGGGCCCAGGGCGAGCCCAGUAAUAAUGGCGGGAACGAGAACUGUGUGGAGUAUCGAGCCGACACCGGAGAGUGGAACGACAACGACUGCUCCGUCAACAUGGGCUUCAUUUGCAGCACACCAAGAAUAAUCCCCACUACCUCUACUACAACAGUGAGUACCACACUCGGGACGGGUCCUACUCAGUCGUCUCAACCAGGGGGCAGCACUGCUGCUUCCACACUGGCACCAUCACCAGUGGUGCCUGAGAAGCAAGCUGGGAACAAACCAGACAGCACAACGGAAGGUGUUGGUUUGACCGGCGGUAAUGUUGUGGGCGUGAUCAUCUUGUGUGUUGUCAUUGUGGCUCUCCUAGCUAUCAUUGCCUAUGUGGUGCGUAAGCAGAGGCAGCAGUCGGGCGUCCUGGCUUUCUACAGUUCAGAGCAUGCGGACAAGGUUCAGCUGUCGGGGUCAAGGUCGAGCAUGGAGAAUCCUGUGUAUGACAUGUAUAACUCAGACUCUGAUAAACCAUAGUACGUUACGGUGUUUAAUGUAAGAGUAAACCAGUCCUGAAAAUGCUUGUCCCUCAGAUAUCAGAGAGACUUCAGAAAGACUCAGAGAGACUUAACUUUAAGAGAGUGUAAAAGGUUUCUAAGAAGUUUAAUCCAUCUGCCUUUUGCCGUUUUCUUAAUUAUAGGACACCAGUUAGGAUUAAAACCUCUGAUCUCGGGAUUUGCAUAUGUAAUGCAUGUGCGUCUUUCCUAUCAUUAUAUUCCUGUGACAAUUGUAUGUACUUAAUGUAUUUAAUUGGCUAAAUAAGCAUAACUUUUAUUAUUAUUAUUAAGAAAAC
Messenger RNA from Lingula anatina, 3368 nucleotides. RefSeq names its product lymphocyte antigen 75-like. The record is from RefSeq and is a predicted model, not a curated record. NCBI's taxonomy places the organism in Eukaryota, Metazoa, Brachiopoda, Lingulata, Lingulida, Lingulidae.